Bombina bombina (fire-bellied toad) is the source of this 1323-nucleotide messenger RNA. RefSeq names its product small nuclear ribonucleoprotein polypeptide A (gene SNRPA). NCBI's taxonomy places the organism in Eukaryota, Metazoa, Chordata, Amphibia, Anura, Bombinatoridae. Gene Ontology annotation, molecular function: U1 snRNA binding. Gene Ontology annotation, cellular component: U1 snRNP. The coding region runs from base 144 to 989 and encodes 281 amino acids. The record is from RefSeq and is a predicted model, not a curated record. The transcript is spliced from 7 exons. Gene Ontology annotation, biological process: mRNA splicing, via spliceosome.
GGAAGGGGCGCGUUUUUUGCAUUUAUAAUAUAGGCGCUGCUUUUUACCUAGUGCCGCGGCCUAGUUGUAAGUAGUGGGUGUCGUCGUUGCGGCCUAGUCGUAAUCAAUUUUCAUCCGGUCUUAGGUGCAGAUUUGUUGCAGUGAUGGCUGUUCAUGAAACCAGACCCAACAACACUAUUUACAUUAACAACCUCAACGAAAAAAUAAAGAAGGAUGAGCUGAAGAAAUCCCUGUAUGCCAUCUUCUCGCAGUUCGGGCAGAUCCUUGAUAUCUUGGUGUCCCGCAGCCUAAAGAUGAGGGGGCAGGCGUUUGUCAUUUUCAAGGAAGUCAGCAGUGCUACCAAUGCCUUAAGAUCUAUGCAGGGGUUUCCCUUCUAUGAUAAGCCAAUGAGAAUCCAAUACUCCAAGUCAGACUCCGACAUAAUCGCCAAAAUGAAAGGAACCUUUGUGGAGAGGGACCGCAAACGUCAAGAGAAGAAAAAAGUAAUCAAAGUCCCUGAACCUGUACCGAUAAUGAAAAAAGGUGUUCCAGGUGCAGCUGCUGUUCCAGGGCAGAUGUCGGGCAUGCAGAAUAUUCCUGGCAUGGCGCAGGCACCGCGCAUGAUGCAUAUGGCUGGUCAGGGACCAUACAUGCACCACCCAGGCAUGAUGCCGCCACCAGGAUUAGGGCCUGGACAAAUGCCACCUGGAGGUUUGCCUCAUGGACAGAUGAUGCCUGGACAGAUGGCACCCAUGCAGCCAAUUUCAGAGAAUCCACCCAACCACAUCCUCUUCCUUACAAACCUCCCAGAAGAGACCAACGAGUUGAUGCUCUCGAUGUUGUUCAACCAGUUCCCUGGCUUCAAAGAGGUCCGUCUUGUCCCUGGACGCCACGAUAUCGCCUUUGUGGAGUUUGAUAACGAUGUGCAGGCUGGAGCUGCCAGAGACUCUCUGCAAGGGUUCAAAAUCACACAGAGCAACUCUAUGAAAAUAUCGUUUGCUAAAAAAUGAGAACAAGAAGAAACUUUUAGGCUUUCCAAUCUCAAGAUUUUACCCUGUUUUUAUACUUUUGGAUCGUUCCUCAUUUGGCAAACAUGCUAUUUCAGUUUACUGAUGUCUGUGUAUUACUGCACCGGACGCAUGUUUAUUUUUUUUCAAUUCUAUUGCUGUUAUGGUGUGACAUCCAGUGUCCCCCGUCCAUCCUGCUUAUAUUGGUGAGUAUGAUGGUUUUUCUGGAGUUUUUUGUUUACAUGACUUUGUACAAAAUGUGAAAGCAUUGCACCCAGAGUCUGCAACACAGACAUAGAACCUGGAGCUUCUGUUAAUAAAACAAAAUUGGUUACAA